AUGCCUGCGCCUGGUCGAAAGAGAGGCGCUGCAAAUGCAGCCAGCGCGACUACGGCCUCCCCCGGCCAGAAGAGACUGAAGACCGAGACCGACCCGAGUAGGACUCCGGAUCAGUCGCAGCAACAAGCUCAUCUUCAUAACGCACAACAGGGGCACCAACUUCCACCUCCACCUCAGCAGUACCACCAUGCUCAACAUUACGGUGCAAGUCACGCAACCUCUGCGAAUUUGUAUGGCGACCACGCCCAGGCUGUUGCAUCUGGUGGUGGCAUGGGUGCUCUAGAUCCUCAACCAUCCAACAAUUUCGCCUACCAUUCACAGACUCAAGUCCAGCAACCAAGAUACGCUUCACAGUCAUAUACAGCAGCUCCCGUUGCCCCUUCUACCGGUAUGCCAGCUCCAGCAAUGAAUGGUGCUAUCCACUCUCCAUAUGCUUCGACUCCAAUACAAGCACCAUCAAGUACACCUCAGCCCAAACAAACUUCGGGAUCAUCUGGUGGCAGUCAAGAUCUUCCCCCAAACCCAAGAAUCCGGACUGAUGGGAAAGGGAGGGACCCUUAUAACAUCGAAACCAUCUGCAAACAGCUCGGGAUUUCGACGACAGUAUGGGAUCAGAAAUUAAGAACCGAACUUACGAAAGUUAUUGACAGGCAUGGACUUGCUGGUCAGAAGGUUAUACCGACCAAUCUUACGGCCCGCGAGUCCGCUGUCGACGAAUGGAUCCGUAACUGUCCAGAAUGGUUGAAUGAGCCAAACGACAAAUACCGUAAAAUAUAUGCUAUGGACCGAUUGAAAUGCGGGAUGGCUGAUAUCCGCCGCACACAAAACCAACGAAGCAAAAGGACCCAGCGCGCAAAUGAGGGAAAUGCUGGAGCGGACGAGCCAGAAGAGACAAAAGAAGAGCCUGGCACAGCCUCCCCUGAGCAGCAGAUACCAACCCAGCGUGCCAUCGGAAGUGUUUCACAGGAGACACCAGCACCAAUGCAAACGCCAGUGCCACCUUCCGCUACCAUUCCACAGUUUCCAAACGAGCAGAGAACUAUUGCUGGCACGGGACCCAUAAACAUGAUUGGAAGCACUUCUCCUGGCCAGUCGAUCGCACCCCCACUGCCGAGCAGCCAGCCACCUGCUCCCCCAACGCCUUAUCCUAUUAUAUACCCAAAUAAUCCACCAAUUACCCCUGUCUCGAUCGUCUUGACGAUUAUGGAAUCUUUCUCUGACCGACGAUGCACUGCGGUCGCAGAAGAUUUUAUGCCAAAUGGCACUUACAGCUGGGCAAGUCUUGCAAAAGUUCUCCGCGAAGACUUAGGGUUCAACGUUCAUACCCAUCGAUUGUAUUAUGAAGGUCCUUACGGCCGAGUUUUUGUGACGAGCGAUCGUACUCUUCGCAAUGGAAUCUCGCUGGAAGCGUCUCGAGGACAAGGCUACCCUAAGUGGGAGAUAGAACAAUAA
This is a messenger RNA of Orbilia oligospora ATCC 24927, 1452 nucleotides long. RefSeq lists its product as uncharacterized. Lineage: Eukaryota; Fungi; Ascomycota; Orbiliomycetes; Orbiliales; Orbiliaceae. The transcript has 2 exons. The coding region runs from base 1 to 1452 and encodes 483 amino acids. The record is from RefSeq and is a predicted model, not a curated record.